AUGGGAUAUUCCUUCAGUUCCCAGAUGAAUAGUGGGAAAGACUCCACAUUGACCAACCUUGGGGGCCUGAAAACCCAGGUCCUCAAGGAGGAUAGAGCACAGAGAGGACCCGCUGAGACCCAAGAGCCUGCAUGUGAAGCCAGGCCUUGGGCCACCUUGUCCAUCAAGGGGGUGCCUACUUCCGUGGUGUCUUCAAAGGGACUGUGGAAAGAGAGGCCUUCAGCCCAUACCUCUGAAUGCUUUUCCACCACAGCAUGCCCUGUGGCCUUUAUCCUGCUGGUGUGGAACAGUCAGACGCCUGCAGGGCUGCAGAGCCUCUGUACUGAGCGGCAUCCCAGCCUGAGUGCCAGAGCUCAGAGGGCAGGCCCCCGAGCAAGCAGAGAGGAGGGCACCUUUUGGACAGAAUGUGUGGGACAAGAGCGAUGGCUCAUCCGUUCAGGUUCCUCACAAAAUGAGAGUCAGGAAGAUCAGGGCGCAGGCCUGAUUUCCCAGGCAGGGCUGAAAGCAGACAACCGGAGGGAGAGCAGCACCUGGGCCAAUGAGGUAGAAGACAGAAGACCACAGUGUACUCCUGCCCUCAACCUCACCCCCUCCCACCCACAUCCUCCACACUCCCUGACCACCUUCCUCAGAAGUGUAAUAGGAAUCCAGAUUCCCCCUGGCCUGGUUGCUGCAGGAGGCACAGUAGCCUGAUGGAGCCUGAGGCAGGUGUGGGAAGAUGUGGAUUGUCUAACUGGAGGUUGGGAGUCCAGGGUGUAGAAGCAGCUUGGAGUGCAGGAUUUGGUGGUAUGUGUGUGGCAGUAGGCAAAAGAAAGAGACAACUGGCCGGGCGCGGUGGCUCACGCCUGUAAUCCCAACACUUUGGGAGACCGAGGCGGGCGGAUCACGAGGUCAGAUGAAGACCACGGUAAAACCCCGUCUCUACUAAAAAUACAAAAAAGUAGCCGGGCGUGAUGGCGGGUGCCUGUAGUCCCAGCUACUGGGGAGGCAGAGGCAGGAGAAUGGCGUGAACCCGGGAGGCGGAGCUUGCAGUGAUCUGAGAUCGCGCCACUGCACUCCAGCCACUGCACUCCAGCCUGGGUGACAGAGCAAGACUCUGACUCAAAAAGAAAAGAAAAGAAAAGAAAAGAAAGUGACAACUGAGCCACUUGAAAUACCAUGAGAAUUCAAAUUUAGAAAAUUCCUGGGGAACUAUGCAUGCAGGCACUCACCAGAUCCACAAAACAGCUGCUGCAUAACUGCAUGUUGCAAGCAAGCCCUAAAUUGCUGAUUUUGAAACAGCCUGCUGGGUUCACAAAGACAAUUUCUGAAUAGUCUUAAGAGCAGAGGUGCACUAAAGCCACUGUGCCCUGCAGGCCCGGAUCCCAGUAAGUUCUUUAAGGAGUAAGUCUUACUUCCAUUUAUGGAAGAUUUUUGGAGUUGUCCUUGGUCACCCCCAGGAAUGUUUUGGUUAAGAGUAGAAUUUUAGAUGUCAUCAAUUUAAAAAUUAAAACUAAAACGCUGGAACUCAUAGAGAGAUAAAAUUAAGAGAAUACAUUCACUAUCCUGAGUAGAAAGAUUUCUUAUAGAACAUAACAGGCUUUAAAAAUAAAGAAAAAAUAGGGCAAAAUUUCAUCAAAUUAAAUGCUUUGAGAACUAAAAUUAAAAUCCAAAGCCACCCAACCAACUGGACAGACUGCUUCUUGGCCAAGGAGACCCCAGAGAAGUCUUAAAUACUGAGUUCCUGCCCAGUAGUUGGAAUCUCAGACACCUCUCCUUAUACUCUCUCCCUUUGUGGUUUAGACACAACUGACCAGCAUUAUUGUUAAAAUAGAGAUCCUAAGACUGACAGAACAGACUCCUUGCAGUAGUAAGAUACCAUAUUAUAAACAAGACCUAAGGCCACGCCAGGCAAGGUGGAGUCAUGCGCCCCUCAACUUAAAGAAUAAACUGUGUUCUAAUUGCCACAGGUUUUUUUCUUCUUCCUUUUUUUCUCUAGCUAAACAAGCACUGGCCUUGAGAUAAGCAAUGCUGAAGCACUUGCAGCUCACCCAUUACCAUAAACUGACUGAGCCCUCCCUACACAAGCCAUAACUAUAGCUUUGAUUGGACAAGAGACUGAUUUCAGUAACUUCCCCUUGAUAAGAGACCACUGGCUGUGGACUGGUUCUGGACAGUUUACAGAGGCUGUGCACUUGACUGCCUUUGUGUCCCUGCUUCCCCUUUUGAAGCAUAGGGCCUAAUUAUAAUGUAUUUAAAUGUUGUCUCCACUCCAAAGUGAACAUGGGUUGCAUGUAACAGGCAUGUUUACUCAGCAUGCAUGCAGCAGGAUCCCUUCAUGAAUAUUCAGAGCUCCUCCUAUUCCCUGUUGAAUAUGUAUAUGUGGCCCACCACAUCAACAUAAAUCCCUGUUCCCCCCUCCCCUCCCUGGAAACGUACUUUUCAGGUUUCAGCAGGAGGGUAUGCCUCCCUGUCUGUCGGAAUGGCCACCUUGCAGGCUGUAACCAUU
Molecule: messenger RNA, 2488 nt
Organism: Pan troglodytes (chimpanzee)
Lineage: Eukaryota; Metazoa; Chordata; Mammalia; Primates; Hominidae
Product: FAM231A/C-like protein
Exons: 2
Coding region: 1-693 (230 amino acids)
Source: RefSeq, a predicted model, not a curated record